AUGCAAGCAAAUGAUGUGGUAUUGCGAAAUGUUGAAUGGAUGGAAGUAAGUAACAAGAACACCUUAUCCAGUGAAUGUCGCCUCAGAAAUCGAAAUCCCGGAACAACGCGGAAUUCCGAUAGAAAUGUUGAAAUUUGGACGGCGGAAAACAGUUUGAAUGCGAAAUGGGGAUUCGUGGAAUUCGCAAAUAUUGAAGUUACCGAAACGAUUGAAAUGGCUAGAGUGCAAUUGUCGGAAACUCAAUACCCCGGGUUCAAAUUGCACCUCAAGCACAGCCAGUUGGCGCACCACAACCUCCACCAAAUGCACCAAAUGCCGGAAUUCAAAUACCGCCUCAGCCAGAGUUUAAUGGAAAUUUUGAAACAGUGA
Messenger RNA from Caenorhabditis angaria, 369 nucleotides. Lineage: Eukaryota; Metazoa; Nematoda; Chromadorea; Rhabditida; Rhabditidae. The record is from the annotation of a GenBank genome assembly.